AUGAUGAAGAAAACUGAGGAUCCAGUAUCUCGUCAACAGUUCUACUCAAAAUGCAAGGAUAGCAUUGUUAAGAAGUCAAAUGAGUUGGGGGCUUUAUGUGACACAAAUAUUGCACUGUUAAUGGUUUCUCCAAAUGGUGAAAUGACCAGCUAUUCUAGUGGAAAAAGUUUUGAAGAUAUUAUGAUCAAAGAAAUGAACCAACCUGAUGAACUGAAUCGACGAUCCACUCCAAAUCCAGAUGAAGAGGCUCAUAAGGAGAAGCUUACUGAGCUCCAAAAAAUACUAAGUGAAGCAAAAGAGAAAAGAAGUUCUUAUGAACCACAAGUGGAGAAUAUCAACACACUGGAAGAAGCUGAUGCAUAUAAGGAGUAUCUUCUGGGUGCUAUGGGACGGGUUCAACAAUCCAAAGAACCAGUAGGGGAUGGAAGAUUUGAUGAAACAAGUUGGAUCACAUUGGAGAGUCAAAAGCACAUUUUCUAUAAUGCUUCUACCUUUAACAAAACCUAA
Messenger RNA from Solanum pennellii, 507 nucleotides. RefSeq names its product agamous-like MADS-box protein AGL66. Gene Ontology annotation, biological process: regulation of transcription by RNA polymerase II. The record is from RefSeq and is a predicted model, not a curated record. The transcript has 6 exons. Lineage: Eukaryota; Viridiplantae; Streptophyta; Magnoliopsida; Solanales; Solanaceae. The coding region runs from base 1 to 507 and encodes 168 amino acids. Gene Ontology annotation, molecular function: DNA-binding transcription factor activity, RNA polymerase II-specific; protein dimerization activity; RNA polymerase II cis-regulatory region sequence-specific DNA binding.